AAGCUGCUGCAGCAUGAAUGCUCCUUGUGUCCGGACGUGAAGCCGUUCAGUACCUUUGCAGACCUGGAACAGCACAUGAGGAAGCAGCACGAGCUCUUCUGUUGCAAACUCUGUGUUAAACACUUAAAGAUUUUUACUUACGAACGGAAGUGGUACUCUCGUAAGGACCUUGCCCGCCACCGAAUCCACGGGGAUCCGGAUGACACCUCUCACCGCGGGCAUCCCUUGUGUAAAUUUUGUGACGAGCGUUAUUUGGAUAAUGACGAGUUACUGAAACACCUCAGACGAGAUCAUUAUUUCUGUCAUUUCUGUGACUCUGAUGGUGCUCAGGAAUACUACAGUGAUUACGAAUACCUUCGCGAACACUUCCGCGAAAAGCACUUCCUGUGCGAAGAGGGCCGGUGCAGCACGGAGCAGUUCACUCACGCCUUCCGCACGGAGAUCGACUACAAAGCGCACAAAACAGCCUGCCACAGCAAGAGCAGGGCGGAGGCCAGGCAGAACCGGCAGAUAGAUCUCCAGUUUAACUAUGCCCCGAGGCACCAGAGGAGGAGUGAGGGUGUUAUAGGUGGAGAGGACUAUGAAGAAGUGGACAGGUAUAACAGGCAGGGGAGGCCAGGCAGAUUGGGUGGCCGAGGAAACCAGCAAAACAGAAGAGGCAGCUGGAGAUACAAGAGGGAAGAAGAAGACAGAGAUGUUGCAGCAGCAGUCAGGGCAUCUGUAGCAGCCAAACGGCAAGAGGAGAAAAAACGGGUAGAAGACAAAGAGGAUAGAGGUAAAAAGGAGGACUUGAGGGAUUCUGAAGUGCUCAGCUCCAAGCGUGUGCCAAAGUCUUCAAGUGAUGCCACAGAAGCAGCAGCUAACGGAGCUUUAAGCCAAGAUGACUUCCCAGCAAUCGGUUCACCAGCAGGACCCCUACAAGGCUCUGCCCAGCUAGCACCAGUUAAGCUUAAAGAAGAAGAUUUCCCAAGCUUGUCAUCCUCUUCAGCACCCACCGUCUCUUCUGGGAUGUCUUUGACAUAUACAGCGACUGCAAAGAAAACGGCUUUCCAAGAGGAGGAUUUUCCAGCUCUAGUGUCCAAAAUGAAGCCUAACAAUAAAACAGUAACUAACAUCACAUCUGCGUGGAGCAAUGGUUCCAGUAAAAACGUGGUCAAAGCCAUUAGCAGCCCCUGUGUGAGCCAGCUAGCCAAAAAACCACCCUCCUUGAGCAGCACUAAAGGAAGUAAGAAGAGCAGUAAACUCCCCCAGUCGGACGAUGAAGACGGCGGUAGCGGCUUGACGACCCAGGAGAUCAGAAGCACGCCGACCAUGUUCGAUGUGUCGUCCUUGCUGGCAGCUUCUACCUCACAAACUUUUACGAGAGUGAGCAAGAAGAAGAAGAUGGGAGUUGAGAAGCAGAGACCGUCAUCCCCGCGCCCGUUGCAGGAGACGUCGUUUCCCAGGUCACCUGCUGAGAAGCCGCCGGAAGCAGAGCAGAUGGCCAACGCGCCCUCUGCGCUUCACGCCCCCGACAGAUCCGCAGCCAUCAUCAAUGGUCACUCGGAAAAAGCAUCAGCCAUCUGCACUACACCCAAAGAGCCCCCUGGCCUUAAAAAGCCCGCAGUGACUAACAAAUGCCCCUUACCUCAGGAAGACUUCCCAGCUCUUGGGAGCUCAGGAUCAGCCAGAAUGCCCCCGCCACCAGGCUUUAACACUGUGGUGCUGUUAAAGAGUCCUCCUCCACCCCCGGGACUGUCGGUGCCUGUUAGUAAACCCCCUCCAGGUUUUGCUGUAAUUCCAUCCACCAAUGUCUCCGAACCUGUCACUACAUCUUUGAAAGAGCCAAAGUCCUGUCACGGAUCCUACUUGAUACCUGAAAACUUUCAGCAAAGGAACAUUCAGCUCAUACAAUCUAUUAAAGAAUUUCUUCAAAGCGAUGAGUCCAAGUUCAAUAAAUUUAAAACUCAUUCUGGGCAAUUCAGACAGGGUCUGAUUUCGGCAGCCCAGUAUUACAAAAGUUGCAGAGAGCUGCUUGGAGAUAACUUCAAGAAAAUUUUUAACGAAUUAUUGGUGUUGUUGCCAGACACAGUUAAGCAACAAGAACUGCUUUCUGCUCACAACGACUUCAGAAUCAAAGAAAAACAAAGCUCCAACAAACCCAAAAAGAACAAAAAGAACGUUUGGCAGACGGACUCCAACUCCGAUCUCGACUGCUGUAUUUGCCCGACGUGUAAGCAAGUGCUGACUCAGCAGGACGUUGUCACCCAUAAAGCUUUGCAUAUCGAGGAUGAGGAGUUCCCCUCCCUACAAGCAAUCAGCAGGAUCAUCAGUUAGCUUUUUGAAGACCAAUAAAACAGUCUCUGUCUAU
Molecule: messenger RNA, 2350 nt
Organism: Tauraco erythrolophus (red-crested turaco)
Lineage: Eukaryota; Metazoa; Chordata; Aves; Musophagiformes; Musophagidae
Source: RefSeq, a predicted model, not a curated record